UAAUUUUUAUUGUUGUUUAUAUUGUUACAAAAGUGCGUUGUGUAUUCCGCACAGUAGCUGGUCAGCUGAUCACAGCAAAGAUAAAGAAUAGGAUGGACCUAAAAGAGUAAUUAUUGUUAUUAGUAGACUGGGUAUGGAUGAGUUUAUUAGAAAGGAGCUGAUCCUCAAUGCAGGCACAAGCCUCGAAAAUGUCGCCCCGCACUGCAUCAAACUACUGGAUUGGCUGCUGGACUGCCAAGUGGAGAUCCAAUUGCAACAGAAACUCCUCAAGCUGACGCCGAAUCUAAUCGAAUCGAUGAUGAAGGCCACCAUGUAUCUGUUCGAGUGCCAUGACCGCUUCGGUGAGGCUCUGGCGGAGCGCUGCAACUCCCACAGUUUCUACGCCACAUGCUCCAGUCUGGCCGAACGCAAACAGAGCAUCAAGGAGCUGUGUGCUGGCAUAGUCAGUACGAGGAAGGGCGAGGCGCAUGCCGCGUUGCUCCACUUGAUGCACAAGCCCUUUGCGGACGUGCAACCGGCGUGGAGCGUCAUCAGGGAGCUGGACUGGGCAGCGUUGCGUCAGCCGGCUGCAUUCGACCCAGCCCAAAUGAUCAGCACUGAUCUCCUGCAAAUGCGUCGCCUGGUUAAGCGCAUCUGUCGUCUUUCCACGCUCCAGAAAAUGGAAACCGCUUUGCACCGUGCUCUAAAGCUGGUUGGCUUCAGCGUGUGGUUGUGUCUAUUCCGCGAGCCACGCCACAGCAACAUCCACUCCGAUUGCCAUCUGCUGCGCCACAUGAUCUGUGAUAUGCUGGCCGAGAGCCAGCCAGCUGCCCCCUGCUGUGGCUUCCUGCACAACAUGUACCUUUUCCUGGAAAACCCUUCCAAUGAGCCGCGAUUUUGGGCUUGCCUGGACCAUGCCCGUCUGUCUGGCAGCCUCAUUGCCUACCUGAUUGGCUACUGGAAUCGUCACAUGCCAUACUUAGACCAGGACGACAUGCAAAUCACGGCCGAUGCUCCACCCACCGUCACGGUCUGCCCGGCACUGCCCUUAGACGAAGUGACAUUUCUCACCCACCUUUUGCUGAUGCCCCGAUCGCCCUGCCGCGAGCAAUUCCACAUGCAAUUGCGAUCCCAUUCCAUGGCCAGCCAGCUGAUGGAGCUCCUCAAUAAAGUUGCAUUUGUGUACAGUUAA
This is a messenger RNA of Drosophila persimilis, 1171 nucleotides long. RefSeq lists its product as uncharacterized. The transcript has a single exon. NCBI's taxonomy places the organism in Eukaryota, Metazoa, Arthropoda, Insecta, Diptera, Drosophilidae. The record is from RefSeq and is a predicted model, not a curated record. Bases 134 to 1171 code for a protein of 345 amino acids.